ACAGUCAUUCAGCGAUGCGAGUGAAGAAGCUAAUACGCUCAACAUCAGCAGGAAACAGUGAGAUUUAAAGACACAUAUAAACCUGUAAUAAACGCAGAAAAUAUAUAGGUAGCUGCACAACACUGCCGAGCUGUUCGUGACGGGGUAAAACAUGGUAUAAAAGUCCAGCUCUUCUGUCCAAACCAUAAAGACUCUGCAGCUCUGUCAGCAUGUCAGGUAGCUACACUCCGUCCCCUGGGGGCCCUUUCUCGGCCCUCACACCCAGUAUGUGGCCCCAGGACAUCCUGGCAAAGUACUACCAGAAAGACCAGAAUAUGGAAUCAGAACCUCAGUAUGAUGAAUUUGGCUUUAGGAUUGACAGUGAAGAUGGCGUAGAAUCACGUGAGUGGCUGCGGGGGGAUGGAGCUCCACAGAGAGAAGACCCACAGCAGAGGCUGCGCUGGCAGGCCCACCUGGAGUUCACCCACAACCACACAGUGGGCGACCUCACCUGGGACAAAAUCUCUCCGAGCCUGCCGCGCUCCGAACGACUCCGAUCACUCAUAUUGGCCGGAAUUCCACACAGCAUGAGACCACAGUUAUGGAUGCGUCUAUCAGGGGCCCUGCAGAAGAAGAGGACUUCAGAGAUUUCUUACAGAGAAAUCAUUAAAAACAGCUCAAAUGAUGAGACCACUGCAGCCAAGCAGAUAGAGAAGGAUCUUUUGCGGACGAUGCCCACUAAUGCGUGUUUCAGCACUCUGAUGAGUGUCGGCGUGCCCAGGCUCAGGCGGGUACUCAGGGGGUUGGCGUGGCUCUACCCAGACAUCGGCUAUUGCCAGGGUACUGGCAUGGUGGUGUCAUGCUUGCUGCUGUUUCUGGAGGAGGAGGAUGCUCUGUGGAUGAUGUGUGCGUUGAUCGAGGACCUGCUGCCUCCAUCUUAUUUCUCCUCCACACUGCUGGGGGUGCAGACGGACCAGCGCGUUCUCCGACAGCUUAUAGUGCAGUACCUGCCCUGCCUGGAUCGACUGCUGCAGGAGCAUGACAUUGAGCUGUCCUUGAUCACUCUGCACUGGUUCCUCACCUCCUUUGCCAGCGUGGUGGACAUCCGCAUCCUGCUGAGAAUAUGGGACCUGCUCUUCUACGAAGGAUCCAUCGUGCUUUUCCAGGUCACACUGGGCAUGCUCAAAAUCAAGGAGGAGGAGCUUGUGUCAUCAGAGAAUUCGGCAUCCAUCUUUAACACGCUGUCUGACCUGCCCAGUCAGCUGGAGGAUGGGGCGGCGGUGCUCGGGGAGGCCGUGAGGCUGGCUGGCUCACUUUCUCAGGAAACGCUGGACGCUCACAGACACAAACACCUGGCCUACAUCCUGGCCGAACAGGCCCAGCUCAACUCCAACAACUCCCAUUCGCUUAACACCAACCUCAACAAGGUGGUCCGCAGACAGAGCCUGCGCAGGAAGUCCACGCUGAGCUCGCUGCUGUUCGGGGAAGAUGAGGCUGAAGCACUGAAGGCCAAAAACAUCAAACAAACGGAGCUGGUAGCCGCCCUGAGAGAGGCUAUCGCCCGCACUGCGGAACAUUUCCACUGCCUGGACCCCCGACAUUGCACCAUGGACUUGACUCCAGACUACUCUAUGGAGUCCCAUCAGAGGGACCACGAGAACUUCCUGGUCGUGUCUCGGAAUCGGAGGAGGCGGGCCAAGGCCCUGCUGGAUUUUGAGCGACAUGAUGACGAUGAACUGGGCUUUCGGAAAAAUGACAUCAUCACGAUCAUCUCGCAGAAGGAUGAGCACUGUUGGGUGGGGGAGCUGAACGGUCUGAGGGGUUGGUUUCCUGCCAAAUUUGUCGAAAUCUUGGAUGAACGAAGUAAAGAGUAUUCCCUGGCAGGAGACGACUCUGUGACGGAGGCGAUAACAGAUUUGGUCCGGGGUACAUUGUGUCCAGCGCUGAAGGCCAUUUUUCAGCAUGGCCUAAAGAAGCCUUCAAUACUGGGAGGACCCUGCCACCCCUGGCUCUUCAUUGAGGAGGCAGCCAGCAGGGAGGUUGAAAGAGACUUUAACUCAGUCUAUUCUAGACUGGUGCUCUGCAAGACCUAUAGGUUAGAUGAAGAUGGAAAGGUGCUCACUCCCGAGGAGCUUCUGUACAGAGCUGUACAGUCUGUCAAUAUGAGCCAUGACUCCGCUCAUGCUCAGAUGGAUGUCAAGUUCCGCUCGCUCAUCUGUGUGGGACUGAAUGAGCAGGUCCUGCACCUGUGGCUGGAGGUUCUGUGCUCCAGUAUAAACGCAGUAGAGAAAUGGUACCAGCCCUGGUCUUUCCUGCGCAGUCCCGGCUGGGUGCAGAUCAAGUGUGAACUCAGAGUUCUCUCCAAAUUUGCCUUCAGUCUCUCACAAGACUGCGAAUUGCCUGCCAAAAAAGAGAAGUCACCCAUUCUGAAAUCAGAAGUGGUGGAUGUCUUGGUGCAACAUCACCUCUUUAGUUGGGACCUCUAGGAAAAGGAGCAAAAGCCCCUGAAGGAAGGCGUUCAGGACAUGCUGGUGAAGCACCAUCUCUUCAGCUGGGACAUCGAUGGUUAGACUGCAGUUCAAACCCACAGCGUGUGAGAUUGACACCCUCACCCUCACCCUCAUUGUAACCAAGGGCAAAAAAAUAAUACUUUACAAAAUCCUGUUGCAGUGGUGAGUGUUGGAGUGUACAGAUACCAGUAUGUCUCACCAGUGGCCAGUUUUGUGCACUCAGUCGCUACGACAGUGAAACACUUAGUCGGCACUAAUAGUCGGCACUACGGCUGUAUUAGAAACUCCAGGUAUAAGCAGAUUUUCUCUCUGAGAAAAGUGAAUGUUGUCUUCAAAAAUUGCCUCCAUCGCACCCUGUGGAAAACUAAACGAACAUACCUCCAUUAAAAACACUAGUUUUCAUUUAUGGACACUGUGGGUGACGACAAGUCUGUUAAUGAACACUAUUAUACACUAAACUGUUGCCUCCUGCCGAAGCAACAAACUACCACAUUUGUCAAGGCCUGCUGGUCAGUGUGGGGUAUUUUAGUUUUCUGGUGAGGCGUUCAGUCUAACCGUGUCAGUUCAGUGUGCAGCAGUGUUCGCCUGCAUGUUGCAAUGUUCAAACGAUCUCAUAAUUCAGGGGAUCUGGUGACAAUUGGAGGAAACGUACUCACAACAAAACCUGUCAGCUUUGAAACACUUGCGUGUACAACAGGGUGUGAUGGCAGUGAUUUCCAAAAACUCCCCUCAACCAGCUCAGACCUGAUGCUUCUAAUAUAGCCACCUACAGAAUGACACGAUUUUAGAGGUGUGUGCCUCAAAAUGCAUAAAAUCUCCAUAUUCCUUCACCAGGUUUUGUCUGAAUUUGAAGUUCCUCGCUGAGGACAGGCCGGGUUUGUCCUAGAUGGCACUAUUAAGGGCAUGCACAGAGCAAUGAAUGAAUUUAUACAGUUUCUUAAUACACUUCUGUGGAUAUUCACGUCCCACACGCUCACCUCGUUCAGCUUAGACAGUAGUCCUACCAGUGUUUGUGUAGGAUUAGCCCAGUGGCUAGCGCUUGCCUUGGUUUUUGCACAGCACCACUUCAGGGUGUCAAAAUUUGCACCACAGCUCUGUAUAUAAUGUAUAUUCAUUUCGGAAGUGACAUUUGUUUGUGUUUGGUCAUAUUUCACGGUUGUCUUUUCAAGAAACCAUUUCAAAAGGUCCCGUUUUGGACUGUAUUGAUGACUGACGACUUUACCACAGUUGGCAUUAAAGGGGAAUUCCACUCAUUUUUCAAAAUUUGUGCCUAAUUCACUUGAACGGUCGUUCUUCAUUCAAGUUUAUUUUGGAGACUACUUGCGUACCCCGAUCAGGCAUAACGUUUACGACCACCUCCUUCUUCCUGUGCUCAUUGUCCAGUUAAUCAGCUCCACUUACUGUAUAGCUGCACUUCUACAGUUACAGACUGUAGUCCAUCACACACUCACACACUGCCACCACAUCAGUGUUACUGCAGUACUGAGAAUG
This is a messenger RNA of Pygocentrus nattereri (red-bellied piranha), 3980 nucleotides long. It is a transcript of the gene sgsm3, whose product is annotated as small G protein signaling modulator 3. The transcript has 22 exons. NCBI's taxonomy places the organism in Eukaryota, Metazoa, Chordata, Actinopteri, Characiformes, Serrasalmidae. The record is from RefSeq and is a predicted model, not a curated record. The coding region runs from base 210 to 2465 and encodes 751 amino acids. Gene Ontology annotation, molecular function: protein binding.